Molecule: messenger RNA, 500 nt
Organism: Bursaphelenchus xylophilus (pine wood nematode)
Lineage: Eukaryota; Metazoa; Nematoda; Chromadorea; Rhabditida; Aphelenchoididae
Source: the annotation of a GenBank genome assembly
AUGAAUAAGGAAGAUUUAUACAGUAUCCUUGGAUGCACGUCCGCCGCUACUGUAAGCUCAAUAAUCGCGACAACCUUCGGUUUAGACAGAGCAAAUACUCACUGAAUACAAAGCACGGGUCCGUCAAUUCCACCCUGAUAAGAAAGAUGGCACUGAUUCAGAGUUCUGCAGACUCCAAAGAGCUAAAGAGAUAUUAACAGAUCCAAGUAAAAGAAGGCAUUAUGACACGUAUCUGGCUAUGGGAACGGGAAUGCCUUUAGAUGAGUGGAUGGAACACCGAGAACGUCUUCAGCAGGUGGGGUGAUGAUUAGAUCUCUUUCUUCUCUUUCUUAUUACGAUUUAGCCUUCUGAUAUUACAGACUUUACAUUGGGCGAAUCCUUCUAGUCCGACCCCUGCUAUUGAACUCAAGGAAAAGGCGGGUGUGGAGGCAGAACAACCUGUUGACUGGAAGAGACAUGAAACUUCUACAAUCAACGCGUUUCGGAAUUACCGAAUAUGA